AUGGACAAAAGUUGGAUGAGUUUGGGUGAUAGACUUCUAUCACCUGCUUACGCUGAAGGGGUUAACAGUUUCCUUACAAUGGCACGAACUCAUUCCAUGGGAAGUGAUCGCAUUCGGUGUCCGUGCCGUAUAUGCUGUAAUAACCUCUUCUUGACUAUAUUUCAGGUGGAGUCGCACCUGUUCAUAAAAGGGAUAGAUCCAACUUACACUCACUGGAUAUUUCGUGGGGAGGAGGAAACACUCCCCAUCAUUGACGAUGAUGUUGAUCUCGGAGUUGAAAGUGGAGACGUGUACAUUGAUGACAUGGACCGUAUGUUCAAUGACAUACGGGCAGCCACAUUUGGAGAUGCUCCUGAAGACAACACAACGGAGCCAACUCAAUCAGCAAUACCACAAUCCUCCCCAUCCACUACUUUUGACCAACUAUUAGAGGAUGCCCAACGUCCUCUUUUUGACGGCUGCACAAAAUUCUCAAAGCUCUCUUUCGUAGUGAAGUUGUUACAUAUUAAAACACUUGGUGGGUGGUCAAUCAAGUCUUUUGAUAUGCUUCUAAGCCUUUUGCGGUUAGCCUUUCCUAAUGUUGAAUUGCCACAAUCAUAUGAGGAGGCAAGGACAUUGGAGCGCGGUUUGGGUUUCACGUACCACAAAAUUCAUGCAUGUCCUAAUGACUGCAUCUUAUUCUGGAAGGAGAAUGCUAAUCUUAAUGAGUGCCCUAUCUGUAAGGCUUCGCGAUGGAUGCCAAAUACACAUGGCUCACGAGUGAUCCCUCAAAAAGUGCUUAGGCAUUUUCCUUUGAAGCUGAGAUUGCAGCGUUUGUUUGUGUCAAGCAAGAUAGCAGGUGACAUGAGAUGGCAUAAGGAGCAGCGGGUCACCGAUGAGACUAGUAUGAGACAUCCUGCUGACUCUGAAGCCUGGAAGACAUUUGAUCAAGCUAACCCCAGAUUUGCACGGGAUGCACGCAAUGUUAGGCUUGGUUUGGCAAGCGACGGAUUUAAUCCCUUCAACAACCUGGCUAAACCUUAUAGCAUUUGGCCAGUGAUUCUUGUCCCGUAUAACUUACCACCGUGGUUAUGCAUGAAAGACAUGUUCUUCAUGACAUCCCUCAUUAUCCCUGGCCCAAAAUCACCAGGGAAUGAUAUUGAUGUUUAUUUGCAACCGUUAAUUGAUGAGUUACUUGAACUUUGGGAACAUGGGGUACCUACAUUUGAUGCAUCUACUAAGGUUAUUGUGGACAAUCAACGACUUUCCCGCAUAUGGAAAUCUAUCUGGGUGGUCAACAAAAGGGAAACUGGCAUGUCCGUCUUGCAAUGCAAGUACAGAUUCUAA
Carya illinoinensis is the source of this 1326-nucleotide messenger RNA. RefSeq lists its product as uncharacterized. Lineage: Eukaryota; Viridiplantae; Streptophyta; Magnoliopsida; Fagales; Juglandaceae. The transcript has a single exon. The coding region runs from base 1 to 1326 and encodes 441 amino acids. The record is from RefSeq and is a predicted model, not a curated record.